AUGGGUCCGGAAGCCACAUCUCCAGAAUUCCUAAUCCAGAAUCUCAUCAAAGAUGACACGACACACUGGUUCCUCAAACCCAACCUCCGUCGCCUGUACUUCUGUCUCGUCCCGUUCUGCCUCUUCAUCGAAUCAACCUCGGGUUUCGACUCGUCUAUGAUGAACGGUAUGCAAGCGCUCAGCUACUGGAAAGAGUACUUCAGCCAUCCAAAAGGCGGGCAACUUGGUCUUCUAGUCGCUUGCUACAACCUCGGCGCGCUUACUAGUAUCCCUUUUAUUUCGAUUGUGUCGGACCAUGUUGGGCGUAGAUGGAGUAUUGUGUUUGGGAGUGUGGUGAUGCUUAUUGGGAGUAUUAUGCAGGGGCUGAGCGUAAACUUGGCGAUGUUCGUCUUCUCCCGCAUUUUUCUCGGCCACGGUAUUGUUUACGCCAUCGUCGGCGGUGCUGCUCUUCUUGGAGAGCUUGGGCAUCCUAAGGAAAGAGCGUUCCUUGGAUCUUUGUUCAAUGCUUUUUAUGGGAUCGGGGCAACUAUCGGCGCUGGGAUAGUCGUUCGCACGCUCUUGAUAAAAAAUGAUUGGAGUUGGAGACUGCCUAGUUUACUGCAGGCCUUACCGUCGGUUAUUCAAAUUGCCUUUGCAUUUACGGUACCGGAGAGUCCACGUUGGUUGAUCUCGAAAGAUCGGUCCGAGGAGGCGCUUGAAAUAUUGAUCAAAUAUCAUGCUGAAGGCGAUGCAUCUGCCGAACUUCCCCACGUUGAAUUCGCCGAAAUCCAAAACGCGCUAAAACUCGAAAACGAAUCCCGCCGCCGCGGCUGGGCCGAACUCUUCCAAACCUCGGGGAUGCGUCGUCGCUCCCUAAUCGCUGCCAUGCUAGGUCUCUUCGUACAAUUCUCCGGAAACAAUCUCAUCUCGCAAUACCUCGUCCCUAUCCUCGAAAAAAUCGGCAUCCGCGACUCGCAUACCCAAGUCCGCUACAAUGUUGGUACUCAAGCCUGGGGCUUCGUCAUCGGUAUCAUCAUGGCCAACAUCUCCCCAAGGUUCCCACGACGUAGGAUGUAUCUGCUAUGUGCGUGCAGUUUGGUGGUUGUAUAUACCGUGUGGACGAUUUGCCAGGCUAGGAAUCGGAUUACGGGGAGUAAGGAGAGUGGGUAUGCAGUGUUGGUUAUGAUUUUUUUGUAUAGUCCGGCAUAUUGUUUGGGGUAUAAUGCGCUGACGUAUGUUUAUCUUGUUGAGCUAUUUCCGUACUAUGUUAGGACGAAGGGGUUGAGUUGGUUCCAGCUAUUCGGCCGGACAGCUGUCAUGUUUGGAAGUUUUGUUAAUCCAAUUGGACUUCAAAACGCGGAUUGGAAGUACCUACUGGUGUACGUUUGUUGGUUAGUUCUUGAGGUUGCCUUUAUUUACUUCAUGUUUCCUGAGACCUACGGCAGAACCCUGGAGGAAUUGACGUUCUUGUUUGAAGGUCAGGAGAAGCAGACAGAGCUUCUUCAGCAGGCUCACAAGGUCUUAAAUGACUCGGUGACUGGGAGGCAUGGAGCUCUAUAUAAGAAGGCGUAG
Messenger RNA from Lindgomyces ingoldianus, 1551 nucleotides. RefSeq names its product hexose transporter-like protein. The coding region runs from base 1 to 1551 and encodes 516 amino acids. Gene Ontology annotation, cellular component: membrane. NCBI's taxonomy places the organism in Eukaryota, Fungi, Ascomycota, Dothideomycetes, Pleosporales, Lindgomycetaceae. The transcript has 5 exons. The record is from RefSeq and is a predicted model, not a curated record. Gene Ontology annotation, biological process: transmembrane transport; carbohydrate transport. Gene Ontology annotation, molecular function: carbohydrate:proton symporter activity.